This is a messenger RNA of Alosa alosa (allis shad), 11597 nucleotides long. RefSeq names its product nuclear receptor corepressor 2 (gene ncor2). Gene Ontology annotation, molecular function: transcription corepressor activity. The record is from RefSeq and is a predicted model, not a curated record. Gene Ontology annotation, biological process: negative regulation of transcription by RNA polymerase II. Lineage: Eukaryota; Metazoa; Chordata; Actinopteri; Clupeiformes; Clupeidae.
CUACUACUCAAUACGGGGAUCCAGUCCAGCAGUCUUUUGAGCGACUGAGAUUUUUUUCUGCGAAUCGGGAUUUUUAAGGACAAGGCGAGAUUCAAAAAGAAGAAUGGAAGCAUAUACUUGGCAAGGGCCAUUGGGAUGAAAUGAGUGGGCGAUCACAGCAAAAAAAGGAAAAGACCAAGAGAGCGCGAGAACGUACGACCUAUCGAGAGGUCUGUCAGGGAGAGGCGGUUCAGCAUUUCACUCGGAGCUGGAGCGACAUUCACAAGUACCUAGCAAGAUCUGCGCUGAGCAGAUGUGAGCGAAAACAUCGUCUUUGUUUUUGUGUGGAUUAUUAUUCAAUUUCUCAUCCGACAAAAACUAGCAAACUAGAAGAAUUCUGCUUGCUAUAAAACACCUUAUUUUAAAACAGAGGUCGCUGACCGGCAGCCCCUCCUCCAACCCCUGCCCCCCUUCACUGCCCAAAAUGCACGGCAUCGCUGUCCCAGCCACGGCCACUUUCUGUGCCUAGAGGAAGUCGCUCGCCAGUGCCCGUCCCCCCGGCUGCCAUGUCGUCUCACGGGCAGCAGCUGCCCCAGGGCCGCAGCCGAGGCAUCGACCCGCGUCACCUGCCCAGCCCCGCCACCCUGCCUCUGCAGAUGCAACGCUCACACACGGAUGUGGGGCUGGUGGACUACCAUCACUCACGGGACUACCCAGCACACCUGGCCCUGUCCCAGCACCGCCGCCGACCCUCCCUGCUGUCAGAGUUCCAGCCUGGUAACGAAAGGGGCCAAGAGGUGCACAUUCGCUAUGACCACAUUUACAUGCCCGAGCCCAACAGCCAAUCGGAGAUGGAGUUCUCUGAGAUCAAACGGCCUCGUCUGGAGAUGGGGGCUGAGGCUCUGAUCCGCCACCCUUCCCAUCGCCAACCACUGCCCAUGGGUGGGGCCGAGGAUGUGUCCAAGGAGCGGAGUAGCUCCAUGGGGAAGCUGGAGCCCAUCUCCCCGGUGAGCCCGGCCCAGAUGGAGCCGGACCUGGACCUGGUGCCGGCGCGCUACUCCAAGGAGGAGCUCAUCCAGAACAUGGACCGCGUGGACCGGGAGAUCACCAUGGUGGAGCAGCAGAUCUGCAAGCUGCGCAAGAAACAGCAACAGCUGGAGGAGGAGGCGGCUAAGCCUCAGGAGCCCGAGCGCUCCAUUUCACCCCCGCCCAGCGAAGCCAAGCACCGCAGCCUGGUCCAGAUCAUCUACGACGAGAACAGGAAAAAAGCUGAGGAAGCACACAGGGUUUUGGAGGGACUUGGACCCAGAGUGGAACUGCCUCUCUACAACCAGCCCUCUGAUACCAAGCAGUACCAUGAGAACAUCAAAAUAAAUCAGGCGAUGAGGAAGAAGCUCAUUCUGUAUUUCAAGAGAAGAAAUCAUGCUCGCAAGCAGUGGGAGCAGAAGUUCUGCCAGCGUUAUGACCAGCUGAUGGAGGCUUGGGAGAAGAAGGUGGAGCGCAUUGAGAAUAACCCGCGGCGGCGCGCCAAGGAGAGCAAGGUCCGCGAGUACUACGAGAAACAGUUCCCCGAGAUCCGCAAGCAGAGGGAGAUGCAGGAACGCAUGCAAAGUCGUGUUGGGCAGCGCGGGGGAGGACUGGCCUCAGCGGCACGAAGUGAACACGAGGUCUCUGAGAUCAUCGACGGUAUCUCUGAGCAGGAGAACUCGGAGAAGCAGAUGCGUCAGCUGGCGGUCAUUCCACCCAUGCUGUUCGAUGCGGAGCAGCAGCGCAUCAAGUUCAUCAACAUGAACGGCCUAAUGGACGACCCCAUGAAGGUCUACAAAGACCGGCAGGUCAGAUUAUGUGGGCGGAACAGGAGAACACGUUGUGGAAGUGGAAUUGAACAGGAGAAGGACACGUUCAUCGCGAGAAGUGAGUUCAUUCAGCAUCCAAAAAACUUUGGUCUGAUUGCCUCUUUUCUGGAGAGAAAGACUGUGGCAGAGUGUGUGCUCUUCUACUACCUGACCAAGAAGAACGAGAACUAUAAAAACAUUGUCCGCAGGAACUACCGCCGGCGUGGUCGAAGCCAGGUGUGUGUCUCACACACUCAGCAACAGCAGCAGCAAGUGAACCGGAAUAACCAGGAAGAGAAAGAGGAGAAGGAGAAGGAAAAGGAUGGGGAACGAGAGGAGGAGAAGAACGAGGGAGAGGACAAGGAGGACGGCAUGAAGGAUCUACCGCCUGGCUAAGAGCUGGGGAGGAUAAGGACCCCGAUGGCCCGUGAAGGGCCGGCCUGCGGUAACAGUCGCGGCCACAUGUAGGGGCAGCAUCACCGCUCCAUGGCCAACGAGCAAGAGGAGACCAGCACUCCUCCACUCAGCAGUGACCUAGCCAAUCUGGAGAUGAAUGAAAGCUCACGCUGGACUGAAGAGGAAAUGGACACUGCCAAAAAAGGUCUGCUGCAGUAUGGACGCAACUGGUCGGCCAUUGCCAAGAUGGUUGGCUCCAAGACGGUGUCGCAAUGUAAGAACUUCUACUUCAACUACAAGAAGAGGCAGAAACUGGACGAGAUUCUGCAGCAGCAUAAAAUGAGAUCGGUCAGUUAUCUCUCUCUCUCUCUCUCUCUCUCUCUCUGCCUCCCUCCCUCUAUCUCUCUAUGUCUCUGUGUGUUCGUGCCCUCAGGCGGAGCCAACAACAGCUCGGACACGGAGUCUCUACCGUCGCCGCGCUCCUCCGAAGACAGCAAGCAGCCUAAGGAGGAGGCCGCCUCGUGUUCUGCCUCCUCCUCCACCACCUCCUCGUCCUCCUCCCGCGCCAAAGCGGCCGGCGGCAAGGACGACAAGGACGCCGUCGCCAUGGACACGGGCUGCGGUGGUGGUGGCGAGGACGGGAAGCCCCCGCCGGUGUCCCACGGCGACGUGAAGCAGGAAGUCAAGACGGAGGGCGAUGGCGCCGGGCCAACCGGAGGGUCGUCGUCCUCCUCCUCCUCCUCCUCGGCGGUGGGGUCGGCGGGCGAGGGGUCCGGCGGAGACAGCAAGCCACCGCAGCUGGAGCCGCAGCCGCCGGAGCUGAAGGGCCACGGCAAGGCCAAGCGCGAGCGAGAGCCCAAGGCCAGCGGCCAUGGCGACAGUGACUCCAGCGCCACCUGCAGCGCAGACGAGGUGGAGGAGACGGAAAGCAGCGACAAGAACAGAAUGACUUCUCCAAGACCCAGUCUGCUGAAUUAUGGCGUGAUCUCCUCUCCACUUCAGAAGCCCAUGGACCUCAAGCAGCUCAAACAGCGAGCAGCUGCCAUUCCCAACAUCAUGACUGAUAUGUCCAUGGCCGGUAUUGGUCGUGGGGCCUCGAUGCUCAAGCAGGCGACCGUGCCUCCUCACGCGCUGGCCCUCUACCAGCAGCAGAUCACCAUGGCGCAUGAGUCCUCCCAGGAGGCUAACCAGCACGCCGCAGCUGUUGCCGCAGCCGCCGCAGCCGCAGCAGCCUCCGGACAACCAAUGAAACAGCCCCACUUCCAGUCGAUGGGCGGAGACCGCAGCUGCAGUCCGCGCCUCCGAGGUCGCAGCCCCACCCCGUCUGAGCGGGACAAGGAUGAAAUGGAGGGGAACGAGAGAUGGCUGCAGACUCUACUUCAUGGAUUACAUAAGUCGCGGGCAUUCUCACCCCAUGCGGAAGGGAAGCGUGCGCCAGGCCCCGAGGAACUGAGGGGGGCGGCUGCAGCUCUGGGUCGGCCACUGAUGUCGCCCUACCAGCUGUCCCCCCGAGAUAUGGCCAAACUCAGCCACGAGCAGCAGCAGCAGCUCCUGCACUUCAAUCCCUCGUUGCCAGGGCUACAGGACGGUGGGCGUAUGGCGGUCCGACCUCUACACAUUCCAGAACCCCCUCCUCUCAUCUCCUCCAACAAGUCAGGUGGCUCCAUCACUCAGGGGACCCCAGUGCAGCUGCACAGCCCAGCCCAUGGCUCUGAGCACGGGAAGAUCCCACCCACGUCCCACGGCCUGUCUUGGAUGGAGCCCAGGAAACUAGGUGGGCCUGGCUUCCCUGUGGUGAAGCAGGAGCAGCUGUCUCCCCGUGGUCCCUCCUCUCAAGCUGAGAACCUCUCUCAGAGUGGGGCUCAAGACAGGGGCUCCAUGGCUCCCAUCCAGGGGGGCAGCAUCACCAAGGGCAUCCCUGGCACCAGGGUCCAUCAGGAGCCACCGCUCUCCUACCGUGGAGGCUCCAUCACCCAGGGCACUCCAGCUGACGUGCUGUACAAGGGCACCAUCACGCGCCUCAUCACGGAGGACAGCCCUAACCGGGGGGAGCGCAGUCGCGACGAGCCACCGCCUAAAGGCCACGUGCUCUACGAGGGUGUCAGCGGCCACAUCCUCACUUACGACCGUAAGAGCACCCAGAACCCUAAAGAGGAGCCGAUGGGCCUGAAGCGGCCCUAUGACCUCAUAGAGGGCGGCAUCUCCCGAGGACUGCCCAUGCGGGACUCCCUGUCGGCUGCUGAGGGUCUGAUAGUGAGGGCGAUGCCCCAGGAGCGAGACAGCCCUCACCAUAACAGAGGCUCUAUCUCUCAGGGUAUUCCGCGUCACAUGGAGCAGGAUGAGUACCGGCAGGCCAAGCUGAAGCGGGAGAACUCUCCGCCUCCCCGUGGCUCCGGCAUGCCCCAGGACGUGCUGAAGGGCCGCGGACACGACGGGCUGGUACCCACGGUCAAGGAGGGCGGCCGCUCCAUCCACCUCAUCCCCCGCGAGGAGCUUCGGAGCGGCUCUGGUGGCAAGGAGGGCUCCAUCACACAGGGCACCCCUCUGAAGCAGGAGCCCAUGACUCCUGCUAAGCGGCACGACGUGCGCUCCAUCAUCGGUGGCGGCGGCAGCAACGCCCCGCGGGGCUCCUACCCUGGCAUGCCCCCCCACCUGGACCUGCGGGCCGCAGCGGCGGCAGCUGGCGGGGGUGGCGGGGAGCGUGGUCGCUAUGAGGAGCCCCCCAAGGGCCGUCCCAGUGCGGUGGUGAGCACCGCCAGCUCAAUGGCCCGAGCCUCGCCCAUCGAUCAGGGCUCCAAGGCCCACCACAGCCCACUGGGCUACCAGCAGUCCUCCCACCGCGGAUCCCCGCAUGCCCCCAGGGACUCUGGUCAGCGCCAACACGAAGGCUCCAGCAGUAAGCCCCAGUCCCAGGAGCGGAAGGCCACCCCCACCCCGCGCGAGAUGAGCUCCUCCACCAAGUCGCCCCUGCAGGGCGUGGCCGAGCACCAGGCUGCCUCUCUGGCAUCAUACGAGCGCCUGCUGCAGGGCCUGGGCCAGGACGUCUAUCGCGGGCAGAUCCCUCUGACCUUCGACCCUUCCAGCCUGCCACGUGGCAUCCCCCUCGAUCCCGCUGCUGCUGCCUACUACCUGCCCCGUCACCUGACCCCGGGACCAGGCUACCCGCACCCCUACCCGCCCUUCCUGAUCCGGGGCUACCCAGAGACGGCGGCCCUGGAGAACCGGCACACGCUCUUCACCGACUACAUCACCUCGCAGCAGAUGCACCAGUGGCCAGCCGCCGCCGCCACUAUGGCCGCCCAGAGGCCAGACCUGCUGCGCACGCUCUCCCCCCGGGACCAGCCCCUCCAAAUGCCCUACUCUCCUGCACCACGAGGUGUGAUGGAUCUUUCUCAGGUGCCCCACUUACCUGUCCUGGUCCCUCCCUCCGCAGGGGCGUCUGCCUCCCCCAUGGACCGGAUCACCUACAUCCCCCAAACACCCGGCAAUUUUCCCAGCAGGCCCUACACCACUUCACCCAUCUCACCUGUGGGCCAGUCACACAUGGGCAAGAUGCCAGGAACACCACCAGGAGAUGACGAGGCUGACGGGGACAGGGAGAGGGAUCGGGACCGGGAGAAGUCCAUGGGACACGGAAAUGUGGAACACGCACCUAUAUGGAGGCCAGGCCAUGAGCAGAGUCCCAUCAGCAGCAGCAGCAGCAGACCUCCGUCCCACCCCUACAGCCACCAGCACUCCCCCGUGUCUCCCCGCACACAGGACGGAGGGCAGCAGCGGCCCAGCGUCCUGCACAAGAGCCUGCCUGGGUCCGAGCACUCCAGCCCCUCUGUAGUAAGGGCUCCUCGUUACUCUGGCUACGGCAGCCACCUCCAGCGCUCAGGGCUCCCUGGCGAGGGCUACCCAGCUGGCAUGGACCCCAGCGGGGGCAAAGACCUGAGCCGCGACGGGGUUAGCAAAAGCCACCGAGGCGGUGGCGUCCUGCCCAGAAAUCCCCAGGACUCUUCGUCCUCUUCCUCGGGCAAAUCUGACCCCAAGCUGGCCAGUCCAGGCCCAGGGGGAGGCUAUCCCUCGCCCUACGCCCCAGCCGCUAUCAUGGGCCACCCGCAGAGCCGCGGGCACCUCCUCCUGGAGGGCGGAGGAUCGGCCGGGGGCCGCGGUGGUGACGGCGCCAACGCACCAAGUAGGGAAAAGACUCAAAGCAAAGCGAUGUCCGUGCAGGAGGAAGAGCUCCGGGCACUCGGUAAGACCACCAUGACAGCGGCCAACUUCAUAAACGCGAUUAUCAUGCGUCAAAUUUCUUGUGACACGGGGAUGCCAGAGGCGGGGCCGCUCGCGGCCAACGGCACCUGUGAGGCAGCCCAACAGAAGGCGGCAGCCGCUGCUAUGGAGCAGCACGGCCUCUACCGGCCUCCCUCCGAGGAGCGUCUCUCCCCUGGCCAGCAGCCCCAGUCCCCCCACGUCAAAGGCAGCCAGCGGGUGGUCACCCUGGCCCAGCACAUCAGCGAGGUCAUUACUAAGGAUUACACUCGACAGCAGAGUCAGAUGGGCAGCCAGCCGUCCCUGUUUGGGUACCACAGCUCCCCAGGCCUGGACCUCACCCGGCCCCCUAGCGCCCCCCAGAGCCAGGGCAGCAUGCAAGAUGGCCCAGGGGAGAGGCUGAGAGACCGAUCUCCUCCUCAGAGCAAGCAGUCUCCAGUGAGCCUGUCAGCCGAUGGCAUUGAGCCCGUGUCACCACCAGGGGGCGUCUCUGAGGCCGAGUCCCAGGGGACCUCCUACCCAGAUGACCAGGGGGAGCAAGUGAUGGGCUCUCGUUCUCCAGCCAGUGGUUCUCAGCCCCCAGCCUUUUUCAGCAAGCUGACGGAGAGCAACUCCACCAUCGUCAAGGUGAAGAAGCAGGAGAUGAUCAAGAAGAUUGGCAACGAGAGCGACUUCAAUCCUGCUCAGCCCGGCACAGAGAUCUUCAACAUGCCGGCCUCCACCACCACUGCUGGUCCUGUGAAUGUGCGCAGUCACCCUGCUCCAGAGACAGGAGGGAACACCAUUGGUCUGGAAGCCAUCAUCCGCAAGGCCCUGAUGGGCAAAUAUGACGAGCAGGGGGAAGAUCGGCAGCCCACCUCCAUGGGCUCUGCCCCCACGACCACGUCCGGCGCUGAGGGUCACCAGGAGGACUCCUACUCAGGAGCCGGCAAGCUCAAGUCCAGCGGUGGUAGCCGCUCUAACGGGCGCAAGGCCAAGUCUCCGGGGCCAGGUCUGUCCGGCGGAGAGAGGCCAUCCUCCGUGUCCUCCGUCCACUCAGAGGGAGACUGCAACCGCCGAACGCCCCUCACCAACCGCGUGUGGGAGGACCGGCCGUCCUCUACAGGUCCCACUCCUUUUCCCUACAACCCCCUCACCAUGACUAUGCGUUUGCCCAUGGGUCCGGGCCCCGCCCCUUCCCCCACCCAGACCAAUCAGAGCGGCCAAGGGGCCGGCCAAGGCCGCGCCUGGGAGGAGGAACCCAAGCCCUUGCUGUGCUCUCAAUACGAGACGCUGUCCGACAGCGAGUGAGGGACCCACACACACACACACACACACACACACACACACACACACACACGUACACGUCUCCAUUGAUAACAAGAACAAUAUUCUAGACUCUUGAGAAAUCCAUUGCAUCGGUCCUCAUUUUAGACGCACACACACACACACACACACACACACGUACGGACUCUGCUGCUGCCGCCGCCGCUGCAUUACUCUCACUGACCAAAACACUCAGAUCAAGCUCAGACUCCUAACGCACAGGAAGAACCGGGCCCAAGAUGGAACCACACACACUCAGACAAGCACACACACACACACACACACACACACACACACACACACACACGGAAACAUACAGUUGGCCCACCCGACCCCUAUCUCCAUUAUAUAUACCUCACACUCCCUGCUGUGGCCCCCACUGAUGCAAAAGCAGUGAGUGGUUACGUGUGUGUACUUGUGUUUUAUGUUUAUUUUUUGUUCCACUGCUGCGUAGGUGUGAGUGUGUCUGUCUGUGUAUGUGUGUGUGUGUGUGUGUGUGUGUGAAUAUGUAUAAAGAUGUCUGUUUAGUGGGUUUUCUUUUCUUUUCUGCACAACCACAUUAACCGUGUGCAUUCUACCGAGGACUAGUCUUUACAAGAAUCACUUUUUCAGAACUCCUUUAGAAAUGUUCGUCUCUUUCGUGUUUGUCUGGUUUAUUUCUCUGGCCUUAUUCAUGCAGACACUCAGAACCACACACACACACACACACACACAGCGUCUCCAGGCAUUGCCUUGCCCAGCACAGGGCUCUGUGCUCUCUUGGCUCUCCAAAUUCAAAGCCAACAUACAUACAUACAUACAUACAUACAUAAAUACAUACAUACAUAAAUACAUACAUACAUACAUACAUACAUACAUACAUAAACAUACAAACAUACAUACAGACAUACAUACAUACAGAUAGAGGCACCUUGUAACUCCUCACAUUUGACUGAAGGACUCAAGGCUCAGUAUUGGAAUCAAGAGACUCACUAACUAGCUUAACAGACUCACCUCUCACAACAAAGUGCAGCCCUCAUACAGUCCUGAUUAAAGAUGGCUGAUAGGAACCCCAUCCACAAUUAUUCAUUCUCCAGUUCCAAAAUGGCCAAAAGGACCCGCUCAGUUUCCAGAGUCAUUCGCUCCCAAUGCCCCCCCAGUGUCCCCAGCUUCUCAUAGCCUCAUACACUAGUGAACUGGAAACCGUGUGCAAGGCUCUGACAAGGUGAACUCCCCGGAGAGCUCUGCAGCCGUCAGAAUGCAUCCAAAACCAGAGACUCGUCUGAGCAUUUUCACUCAGUUUCUGUUUCUUUUCCCCCCUUUUUUUGUGGACAGUCCUGUGUUAAGUGAGCUGCAGUUAAUUUUCUUUUUGACGGUGAUUUUUUUUAUUCUGUUAUUACUUUCUGCUCAUUACUUUUUGGGAUUGUGUCAAAUAAUAUAUAUGAUGUCUGUUCAUGCAUUUUGUUUUUGCAAUGAUGUGUUCAAGUGGGAGGGUCAUAUAAUUUUGGUUUACAGGGUACACAUAUGUCCACGUCACAUGUCCGUGUCACAUGUUCAAAUGUUUUUGUUUUUCUCUCCUGUCUUUCCAUUGUCAUUUUUUUUUUUCUUCUAAUUUUGUUUUUUUUCCCGUCCCCAUUGCAAGUGCACCUUGCCGACCCCAGACAUGGAUUCCCUGUCCCCACACAAGACGUGUUUGGCGUCACAAUACCUGAUUUGGCUGACUCACUUUCACGGGGGAUGUAUCUUGUUUUAUGACUGUUGAUUUUCUCUCUCUGUCUCCCUCAUGCUUAUUUUGAUGACAUUUAUUUAUUUUUUUUUUUGUAUUGUAUCUGCGUCGAGCACUUAGCUUCUGGCCUCGCUCUCUAGGUCCACUCUGUCCAGAGAGGGACCUCACACAGCCAUGACACUUUACUGUGGAGGAAGAGCAAAAAAAGAGUUUCUGUUUGAAUAUAUCAAACCCCACCCCAAAACGCCACCCUGCCUGCUGAUUGACCCACAUGGACGCGUUGUUAUUGUUGUUGUUGUUGAUGCCGUAGAUUGUUUAGAUGUUCCCGUGGAUAAACGACAAUCACAGUGAUGGGGAAGGGAUGAGGUGAGUAGAGCUUGAAGCUCUCUCGCAAGUUCUCCCUGCCCUCACCCGGAGGGGGGGGGGGAGAAGUAUGCACGUCGGUUGACUGAUAUUCGAACGUGCGACCUCACGGAACAAAAACACGACAACAGAGAUGUGACGAGUGCUGCCUGAAGGCUUGAGCAACCUCUGAACUUUGAACUCCCCACCCUCCAGUAAAACAGGAAAUCUGGCCUCCCUGUGUGACAUGUCCACCCGACCCCGUCCCAAACCCCACCCUAUGCCCUGUACAGCCCUACUCCUCCAUGUCAAGUGGCAUUUCCAGUACAGUAGUUACACAUACGCACGAUUUAAGGCUUGAACUACGUGGAGACUACUUGUCAUGUCCUCUGUGUUAAGUGUAUGCCUACCGUACCCUCAUGGUACCUUUUGUUUCUGGUUGUCCUCUGCUCUGCGCUCAGUUUCCUCAGUUUGAGACGGCAAGGAUCUUAGUUAAAGCCUUGCAGCGAAAAACAAUGGAAAUUGACUGAAUACAUAAAAGGUGCUGAUCUCCCUUUUUUUAGCUGUUUAUAUCCUCUCUGUUGGCAGUAAUGGCAGUAAUUUUAGUACUUUAAGAUCAACGUGGCAUGACAUUUUUUAAGAUCAGCAAUAGACACAUUCACUAGCCUGUGUCUCAUGAUGGUGAUUUAAUCUAUUCUGAAAGUAGACUCAUCGUAUUUCCUUCAGCCUGGGUUUUCCACCAUUGUCCUCUUGGGAGAACAAGAAGACCUCAGGGAAGGUUCAACUUUGCGUACCCAUUUUAUAGUCCCUGAAUGGGGGGACACAUUUUUAAACCAUUUUCAAAAAUGUUUUUGCACUCAGAUUUUUUCUAUUCGUUCUGUCUGGUGGUAAUAAUCGAUUGUUAAUGAACGUGAUCAAAAUGUACUUUUUGAGAAAACAUUUAAAGUGCUGUAGCUCUUCAAUUUAAAUCAGAGUGCUUGGCAAUUUCACCCUAAAUUCAAAAGGAAGUUAUAGAGUGAGCUUGACAGCACCUUUUAUAUACAGCACACACAUGCACACACUCCUCCAUACUGGCAGUCACAGCUGCGUCGCUCCCACACCUGUACAGGCCAGUGGAUUUCCCAAAACACUUUAUUUGCUCACCAUUCACCUAAAAGGUGUGUGGGGGGAGCACAAAGCCACACUCAUAGUUCCACAUAUCGAGACGUUUUCGUCCUUCCUCUGGUACCCAUGACUAUUUCAUUGCUCUGGUCGAAUGUGGCCUCUGUUUUUGGAUGAUUGACAGAUGCUAAUCGCCAUCAAGGGCUGCUGAUCCAGGUGAAUGGCUAAAGGCCUGCACCUCGGGCUUCUGUCACACCAAGGGUAGGUUUAGGGGCAGGGGAGGGGGACAUGAGGUGGCCACGGUUCAGAGCAUCUAUUUUCUACUACCACGUUUGCGCAUGUGUGUUUCAUUCAUCCGUUUUUGCAUAUUUUCAUUUUUUUGCUUUAUUGUUUUCAUUUUUUUUAUGACAACCCAGUGUAAAAUAGACAGGAUUUGUACAUAGACAUUAAGAGAUGUACAUAUUUAUGUGGCUUGCUGCAAGGUUGGUAUUCACAGACAAAAAAAAGAAAGAAAAAAAAAAUACUGUUCUCACUGUUUUUUUCCCUCCAGUUUAAACAUGGCCCACCAGCAAGCUUUUGUGGAUAGCAGUGUAAAAAAAACUCUUAAAACAAAUUAAAAGUGAAAAAAUAAGUAAGACACUGCCUUAAUGUUGAAAUAAAAAGCUUAUUGCCAUUCA